Molecule: messenger RNA, 2707 nt
Organism: Octopus sinensis (East Asian common octopus)
Lineage: Eukaryota; Metazoa; Mollusca; Cephalopoda; Octopoda; Octopodidae
Product: chondroitin sulfate synthase 1-like
Exons: 5
Coding region: 361-2664 (767 amino acids)
Cellular component (GO): Golgi cisterna membrane
Molecular function (GO): glucuronosyl-N-acetylgalactosaminyl-proteoglycan 4-beta-N-acetylgalactosaminyltransferase activity
Source: RefSeq, a predicted model, not a curated record
AACAACAACAACAACAACAACAAACCACUGAAUCGAUACAGGAACCAUUAUCAGCAGUGUCAAGCACACGGCACAACAACAAUAACACCAUUACCUCCUGCAGAUGCUGUCGAAAUAUCUGCUGCACUUUCAGCUAACAGUCAAACUAGUGAUUACAUUGGCGUAAAAAACGAUGACUUCAGCAACAGUGUCGGAUACAUCACCCCCGCCAACACCAAUCUCAAUAGUAACUAUUAUCUUAACUAUUCUUACAUUGGCAGCAUAGAGAAGAGAAAAGCCAGCGAUUUCUUCUGUGAUAACAAAUCAAAAUUUACGAAUGUCCGUGCAUCGCCAACAAAUAAGAAAAUCAUAAACAAGAAAAUGAGGAGAAGAGAAAAAUUAAUUACUGAUGUUUUAGUUUUCGUUAUCAGUAUAUUUGCUGGAAUUCAAAUAACAACGUCGAUAUGCUAUACAUUUUUCCAUCAACAUUUUAUGAAAUGUCCAAACGUAACUUCCAACACACAAAAUCAAAAUAUCGCAAAGGUCCCGAUUGAGCCUUUCAUCGAGGAACUCGGAGAUUUCCAAUUCAACCCGGGUCCCAAGAAAAAACUCGUUCUGGUCGGCGUGAUGACGAGUUCGCAGUAUUUCGAUACCCGAGACUGGGCCAUUCGAAUGACGUGGCUGAAAUCGAUCCCUGGCGACGUGGUCUUCUUCGUCGGCAACAGCACAGAUCCAGCCCCUCCCGGGAUGCCCUUAAUAAGGCUGAAUCGCGUACCAGACAACGUGUACCCACCACAGGGCAAAGUAUUCGAGAUGCUGAAGUACCUACACGAGAAUCAUGCGGAUAAAUACGAAUACUUCAUCCGUGCUGACGACGACGCGUUUAUAAAGGGCCAAGAACUGGGAAGUUUGCUCAAGUCCUUAAACAGUGAGGAGAAGAUCUACAUGGGCCAUUACGGUCAAGGGGUUCCUGGAGAAAUCGGAAAAUUGGGAAUGGGAAAAGAUUACUGGUUUUGUAUAGGUGGCCCAGGAGUGAUAUUCAGUCACAGGGCACUGACGGCAUUGGCCCCAAAUCUGGAUACAUGUAAAGAUAACACUUUCACAAGCCACGAGGACACUGAAUUAGGAAGAUGUGUGGAAAAGUACCUGAAAAUAAAAUGCAAAUCAAACAGAAAGGUGAGAGCCAUAUUCUACCAGAAUUACCGUGAAGUGAAGGGCACGUUUAGCCAUGAACUAGGAAAGAAGGAAAGUCAUGCAUUCACGUUGCAUCCAGUGAAGAAUAGUAGUUUCGUAAUACGUUUGGCAUUGCAUUUCAAAGACGAUGAAAUUAAAUGGUUGAAAAGAAAAGCAGACAGCUUGAGAAAUGAGCUGGAAAUGGUCAAGAGGGGAAUGGCCUCAAAACAGCUGGAGCGUCUGUCAAUGCCUAUGAUGAAAUAUCUUCACAAUAUUGAAUAUUUUAAUAGAAAACAUGAACCGAAGAAGGCCUCUGUCAAAUUUUGGUAUGAUACUGGUGAUGACACAGCACAAUGGGAGCAUAUUGAAAUGGAGUCAAUUUAUUCCAUGGCAAAUAUUCAUCAGGCACCAAAACAGAAGCUGAGUGUGAAAAAACAUGAUGAAACCGUACAGAAUGCUGUCAGAGCUCUCCUUAACCAUUAUUGGGAAGGAGUAGAUAAUAUCAAGUUUAAGAAGUUUCUCCGAGCCUAUCGUUACAUGUCACCUAUCCAAGGGGUACAACAUCUACUACAAGUCUACUUAUUGCAACGAAAGACUGAAAAUGGUUAUUACAAUGGCACAUUUAUGGCCUCGCAGCGUCUACUGCCUCUGAAGUUUACUGAAGAAGUUGACUUGUUUAAGCGCCAUUUUGAUAUCAAUACCAAAUACAAUAACAGCAAUGGUGGUGGGCAGAUGAAAGAAAUCAAUCUGAUUAUGCCAAUUGCUGGAAAAUUAGAAGCAUUUGUACGAUUUACAGAGACACUAGAGAAGAUCUUCAAAAGAACAUUGGAGAACCUCAAAGUGAUCCUUGUUAUCUACAAAGAUCCAGAAGGAGCCUGGGUCAAACAAAUCGCUAUGAUGAAACGUUUAGCAUCUCAGUACCCUUCCAUGAAACUAGAAGUAACACUUUUGACUGGAGAUUUUGCUCGUGGGGUGGCAUUGCAGCAUGGCAUGAAGAACUGCAGUAAUGACUCCCUUCUCCUUUUUAUUGAUAUCGAUAUGGCCAUCACAGAGACAUUUCUACAUCAAGUACGCGUGAACACAAUAUAUGGCAAGCAAGUGUAUUUUCCGAUUUAUUUCAGCCAGUUUGAUCCUGAAUCUAUUUGCUACAAACCAAAUUGUAAGAACAACCAUUACUUAUUUGGCAAAGAUGACGGCUUUUGGAGAUAUUUCAGUUUUGGUAUGGUGUCCAUCUAUAAAAAAGACUUUCUGGAAGUGGGUGGGUAUGACACAAAAAUUGAGGGAUGGGGCAAAGAGGACAUAGAUUUCUAUGAACUAUGCCUCAGGUCUAACCUGACAGCAAUUCGGGCACCUGAUUUGUCACUUAUACACAUUUACCACCCAAAAUUCUGUUCACAUGAUUUGAAUGAUGAACAAUACAAAAUGUGUCUAGAUUCAAAAAGCGGUAUCUUUGGGUCUCGUCAUCAAGAGGCUAGGGCUGUUUACAGAUUACCAGAGAUAUUGAAUAAAUAACAAAGACAAACAGACAGACAGACAGAAAAGUGAAAAAUACAAA